UGCCUUCGGUUUAAAUUCUGGCCAAUUCAAGAACGGAAUUUAUUCCAUGACAGACUGAGAAUUCAUACGAACUAAUUAUAAAAGAUAGCUGAAAAACGUUUAUGUCAAAACGUGUAUGGCGGUUAUAAAGAAUUUGAUUAAGCAGUAACUCAGCAACCAUCUCAGAACAGUCUCAACUGUCUCCAAUGAAGAGUGAUAGCUAUUAGUGUGGACAAAUUGUAAAAGAGGCAGACGUCAGAGGAAUUGCUUGAAUCGAGAGCGAAGACGAUAUUGCAGUAAGAAAAAGAAUGAGAAAAAACUGACACAAGACUUGGAAGAGUUCCGAUAUUUUACGAGGAGACCAUAACUUUUGUUUCUGGGCAUGACCACUAUUCUCAAACAAAGUGCAUUGCGUUUAUCGUUAAACAGAACUUUACGCUGAGAAGCGGCUCUAUAUCAUUCGGAUGCAUUGGUGAUCAUAUCCGGAGAUGGAAAUGCAAGAAUUAGGAAGCCAUGAUGAAUCAGAAAUCGAACAUGAGCGAAACGCAAAAAACAUGUUCUGCUCCCUCAUCAAGGACUUUUGUGACUACACAUCUGCGCAUGGCCUGGGGAGGAUAAUGGCGGCGACACACUGGGUGCGAAAAGUACUCUGGAUCAUGCUCCUCUUGGUUGCGAUGACGAUUAUGACGAUUCAAGUGAACGUUUUGUACCAAAAAUACCAAAGCCGGCCUCUGACUACCUUGGUCACAGUUGAAACAGCCUCGAGCCUCCCAUUUCCAGUUGUUACGUUCUGCAACUUCAAUGCUCUCAAAAAUGAUUCUCUACAAGCUGCUAAAGCAGAUGGAAUGGAUAUUUUCAAAAACCUCUUCACAAGUGAACUUGCUAAAAACAUCUCAAGUAGCCAGAGAAGACGACGAUCAAAUGAUCCUGCUCCAACUCUAGAAAGUCUCGCUGAUCAGGAAGGUUCAAGUUAUGAUUCUGAUGACGAUGAUGACGGGAACCUUUCUUGGGAUGACGACGAAGAGUUUCAAGAUCCGUUUAAGAAAGACCCAACCUUUUUAAAAAAUGAGCAGCUAGCGGUUCUUAUGGCUAAGGAAGAUCUUAGACUUUUAAGCAUGAUAGGUCACCAAUUUGACGAUAUGGUUUUGUCCUGCACUUACAGGGGUGUUCCAUGCAAGAAUUUCUCUUCUGUUUUUUGGAAUAAGUUUUGGCAUUAUAAGUAUGGCAACUGUUUCGUAUUUAACAGUGGAAAAACGAAAUCAGGGAAGGACGCACCCAUCCUAAAAUCCAACAAACCAGGACCAUCUCAUGGACUCAUCUUGGAACUUAACAUAGAACAGGAAGAAUACUUGGGACAAAUGAGUCCAGAGGCAGGAAUUAAACUUGAUAUCUCUCCUCAUGGUGAGAUGCCAUUUCCACUGGAAAGGGGCCUGAGUCUUGCUCCAGGAUACGCUACCAUGAUUGGAAUGAGGAAGGAGGUGAUAAAGAGAGAGGAUCCAUUUCAGAGCAAGCGAUGUUUGAAGGAGGUCACCAAAGAUGAUACUAACUUGUAUACAAAGCAUUUUGGAGCAGUAUACUCUUCAACGGCAUGUAGAAAAUCCUGCUUGGCGUACAAUCAGCUCAGAAAGUGUCGAUGUAUGCAAUACCAAUUUCCAGGAAGUUCCAAGUAUGGUAUCUGUAGCGUCAUCGACAAAUCAACACUCAAAUGUCUCAGCAACGUCCAGAAGAUGUUUAAAGAGAACAACUUGAAUUGUACUACAUCCUGUCCGCCACCUUGCAGAGAAGAAGGCUACAAAAUGAGUUCUUCGUUUGCUCUUUGGCCAUCGGAGAAGUAUGAGCCAAUCUACGAGAAGGCUCUGCAGAAGGAAUAUAAAAUUUUGUUCACCAAGAGAGGAUCAUCUCACAGAAAAAAUGUUUGCAAGUUACAAGUCUUCUACGAAGAACUCAACUUGGAAGUGAUAACGGAACGGCGGUCGUAUGAGAUUGAAGAUUUUGUAUCAGACAUUGGCGGUCAGUUGGGUCUGUGGAUUGGUUUCUCCGUGCUGACUGCAGCUGAGUUCUUAGAGCUGUUCAUGCUCAUAUUUCACGCAGUCUUCAAGAACUGCGGGGCCAAGAAGACGCAAAAGUCAAACCACAUCCAUCAGGAUAUCGUGGCCUAAACAGACAAAGCUGUGGAAUUCCCCUAGCCUGAUAAUUACCAAUUCAAAACCACAUUUCAACGGGUGUACAUCUUUGCCACGAUGGUGUGGAACGCUUGAUUACGUGAUGUGAAACAAGACUUCCUUAUCCUUAUUUUAUGGUUUAAAAAGAGAAAAACUCUUGUUAUUGGUUACGACAAGGUGUCAGGGGAGAGCAUUCUAUAAUAAUUAAUUCACUUUGUGUUGUGAAACGAUAGCAUCGUUGCUUGACUUUUUUUUCGUUCCGUUUUGUAUUUCUGUGUUGAUUUUCGGAUUUUUUGAACGUAUCCAAUGCAACAGUUUCACUCAUAUAUUUAACUUAAAAAUAGAAGAGAGAACGUGUCUUUUUCACACAAAAGAAUAUAGUUUCCGUUACCGAUUAAUCGUCACACGAGGCACUGUGCAAAGCUUUUUCAGUAUGUGAAGGUAUCAGGCUGUAGCUAUUUUCAGUUCCUUUCAGUUCGGUCUUGCCUGUUACAACCCCAUAGUUUCUUAUUGCAUACUGAAGCAUCGAUCAUACUUAGAAUUACAGAACCUUGUCUUCCUCCUUCAAUGCGACUUGAAGGUCUCUCACUGAGUGCUGUGCUACAAAUAUUAAACCAGGAAAUAACAAAAUAUAGGUCGCUUGAUAAUUUUAACUUAGUCACUGAUAUCGCUCAA
Molecule: messenger RNA, 2816 nt
Organism: Pocillopora verrucosa
Lineage: Eukaryota; Metazoa; Cnidaria; Anthozoa; Scleractinia; Pocilloporidae
Source: RefSeq, a predicted model, not a curated record